AUGUCGGAUCCCAAGUCCUCCCGGGCGGAGGGCAAUGCAGUUCCAUUGCCAUGCCCCGAAGGACAAACUAAGGAAUUGUCGCCUCCUUCUGUCGGCGACAUCAAGUUGCCCGGUGCAGCUCGCAUGAAGGCCCUUUAUUCUUCUCUUACGAUCGUGGAACGGACUGCUAUCUUCUCUAGCAUCUUCGUUAUUGGUUUUGCUUAUGGCCUCGACAACAUACUACGGGGCACAUACGAACCAUAUGCCACUUCCUCCUUUGGCGAGCAUUCCCUCCUAUCAACCAUCAACGUUAUCCUCUCCGUUGUUGCCGCUGCUUCCCAGCCGACUGCGGCCAAGAUCGCUGAUAUCUUUGGUCGAGUCGAGCUAGUUGUCUUUUCCGUCUUCCUCUACGUUCUUGGUACUGUCGUCGAGGCCGUCGCGAAGAACGUAUCCACCUAUGCAGGUGGUAGUGUCAUUUUCCAGGUCGGCCAAAGUAUGAUCAAGGCUCUUAACUCGAUCAUUGUUUCCGAUAUCACUUCAACCCGCUCGCGCCUUUUCUUCAGCUACACUCCCAUCGCGCCGGCUCUUAUCACCACCUGGGUUAGCGGUAACAUCGCCAAUGCCGUCCUUUCAGUUACCGACUGGCAUUGGGGUAUUGGGAUGUGGUGCAUCAUUUAUCCUGUUGCUGCAUCCCCUCUCAUCAUUAGCCUCUGGACCGUCACCCGGCGGCUCAAAAAGCAGGGCACCGCGGAGAAAUCCAGCACCCUCCUCCAGGCUCUCGGCCCAAGAAGGUUCGUAGUCGAACUUUUUUGGAUGCUCGAUAUUAUCGGUAUCAUCCUCCUUGUCGCAAUAUUGGCCCUUCUCCUUGCGCCACUCACCAUUGCCGGGGGCAACCAGUCCAAAUGGAAGAGCGCUCAUAUCAUUGCGCCUCUCGUUGUUAGCGCCUUUUGUGUUCCCGUCUUCAUCUUCUGGGAACUCAGGGCCCCUCGUCCCUUGAUUCCAAUGACUCUGAUGAAAGACCGAGCCGUCUGGGCUCCCUUAGGGAUUGCUAUCUCACGGAAUAUCGGGUACCAUCUGCAGGCCAAUUAUCUUUACACGAUCCUUGUCGUGGGUUUCGACUUCGAUGUCACCGCCGCGACUCGUAUCUCCUCUCUCUUUUCCUUCGUCCAGGUUGUAGUCGGGCCCAUCCUCGGUUUGGUCGUCUUCCGGGUCCGGCGGCUCAAAAUGUUUAUAAUCAGCGGGACCAUGAUUUACAUAGUCGGGUUCGGUCUCCUGAUCCGAUACCGCGGGUCCCUUACUGGCAACAGCAAGGUCGGCGUCAUUGCAGGUCAAGUUCUUCUAGGUUUUGGCAGCGCGCUAUUCUCAUGGCCAGCUCAGGCGUCAAUGCAAGCUCACAUCAAACAUGAACACCUCGCCGUUAUGACAGGCACAUUCCUGGCUUCAUAUAAUGUCGGCUCUGCUAUUGGAAACACAAUCUCGGGAGCAAUAUGGACCCAGCUUCUACCAUCCUCGCUCCAUGAGGAACUCGCCGGUAUUAACUCCACCCUGGCCACCUCCGCUUACAGGGAUCCGUUUACGGCGAUCGCCGAAUGGCCCAUGGGUACCCCUGAACGUACGGCUAUUGUUCGCUCCUACCAGUACAUUCAGCAGCUUAUCACCAUCACUGGUAUCUGUCUCUGCGUACCGAUCAUGGCCUUUGCCUUUGCUGUGCGCGACCCUAAACUCAACGACGAGCAAACUCUAGCUAGUGACGACGAUCUGCCCUACCAAAGGCGGUUGUCACAACAUGUGCAAUAG
This is a messenger RNA of Penicillium crustosum, 1776 nucleotides long. RefSeq lists its product as uncharacterized. Gene Ontology annotation, biological process: intracellular iron ion homeostasis; transmembrane transport. The record is from RefSeq and is a predicted model, not a curated record. Gene Ontology annotation, molecular function: siderophore-iron transmembrane transporter activity. The transcript has a single exon. Lineage: Eukaryota; Fungi; Ascomycota; Eurotiomycetes; Eurotiales; Aspergillaceae. Bases 1 to 1776 code for a protein of 591 amino acids. Gene Ontology annotation, cellular component: endosome; vacuolar membrane.